Molecule: messenger RNA, 5566 nt
Organism: Cavia porcellus (domestic guinea pig)
Lineage: Eukaryota; Metazoa; Chordata; Mammalia; Rodentia; Caviidae
Gene: Ift172
Product: intraflagellar transport 172
Exons: 48
Coding region: 153-5402 (1749 amino acids)
Biological process (GO): intraciliary transport
Cellular component (GO): axoneme; ciliary basal body; intraciliary transport particle B
Molecular function (GO): protein binding
Source: RefSeq, a predicted model, not a curated record
GCUUCGUCGGGAACACAAGACGUGACCUUGCGACGUGUGUUGCGCUCAGGUCGCGUUUGCGUCAGCGGCGGACGCGGUGGCUGCUUGGCGGGUUGUCCCGGUAACGGCAGGAGGUGUAGCUGUCUGGUAGCAUCUGAGAGACAGGGUGCGUCAUGCAGUUGAAGCACCUGAGGACCCUGCUGAGCCCUCAGGAUGGAGCUGCCAAGGUAACCUGCAUGGCCUGGUCCCACAACAAUGCCAAGUUUGCUGUCUGCACAGUGGACCGAGUAGUGUUGCUGUAUGAUGAACACGGGGAGCGGAGAGAUAAGUUCUCCACCAAACCGGCUGAUAUGAAGUACGGCAGGAAGAGCUAUAUGGUAAAGGGCAUGGCUUUUUCUCCAGAUUCUACUAAAAUUGCCAUAGGACAGACUGAUAACAUCAUCUACGUCUACAAGAUUGGAGAAGAUUGGGGUGACAAGAAAGUCAUCUGCAACAAGUUCAUCCAGACGAGUGCAGUUACUUGUCUGCAGUGGCCUGCAGAAUACAUCAUUGUCUUUGGACUGGCUGAAGGCAAGGUUCGCGUAGCAAACUCUAAAACUAAUAAGUCAUCUACCAUUUACGGGACAGAUUCUUACGUAGUGUCACUGACCACAAACUGCUCUGGGAAAGGCAUUCUCUCCGGUCAUGCAGAUGGUACCAUCGUUAGGUAUUUCUUUGAUGACGAAGGCUCUGGAGAGUCACAGGGGAAGUUGGUUAACCACCCAUGCCCACCCUAUGCCUUGGCUUGGGCAACCAACAGCAUCGUGGCUGCUGGCUGUGAUCGGAAGAUUGUGGCCUAUGGAAAAGAAGGCCACGUGCUGCAGACGUUUGAUUACAGCCGUGACCCGCAGGAGCGGGAGUUCACCACGGCUGCAGCCAGUCCCGGGGGUCAGUCUGUUGUCCUGGGAAGUUAUGACAGACUUCGAGUGCUCAACUGGAGCCCUCGAAGAAGCCUCUGGGAAGAGGCGAGGCCCAAGGAGAUCGCCAACCUGUACACCGUCACCGCCUUGGCCUGGAAGCGGGACGGGUCGCGGCUCUGUGCGGGCACACUCUGUGGUGCAGUGGAACAGUUUGACUGCUGCCUCCGAAGAACCAUUUACAAGAAUAAGUUUGAGCUGACCUAUGUGGGACCCAGCCAGGUGAUUGUGAAGAACCUGUCAUCGGGGACCCGAGUGGUGCUCAAGUCUCACUAUGGCUACGAGGUGGAGGAGGUGAAAAUCCUAGGGAAGGAGCGUUACCUGGUGGCUCACACAUCAGAUACGCUGCUGCUUGGAGACCUGAAUACAAAUCGCCUUAGCGAGGUAGCCUGGCAGGGAUCUGGCGGCAAUGAAAAGUAUUUCUUUGAAAAUGAGAAUGUGUGUAUGAUCUUCAACGCUGGCGAGCUGACGCUGGUGGAGUACGGGAGCAAUGAGACCUUGGGUUCUGUGCGAACUGAAUUCAUGAACCCUCACCUCAUCAGUGUCCGUAUUAAUGAGCGGCAUCAGCAAGGAAUGGAAGAUAACAAGAAACUGGCUUAUCUUGUUGAUGUUAAGACCAUUGCUGUAGUGGAUCUGAUUGGCGGCUACAACAUUGGUACCAUCAGCCAUGAGAGCCGUGUGGAUUGGCUGGAACUUAAUGAGACUGGGCACAAGCUCCUCUUCAGGGACCGAAAGCUUCGUCUGCAUCUGUACGAUAUCGAAAGCUGCUCUAAGACAAUGAUCCUCAACUUCUGCUCCUACGUGCAGUGGGUUCCUGGAAGUGAUGUCUUGGUGGCUCAGAACCGAAACAACCUGUGUGUGUGGUACAACAUUGAGGCUCCUGAGAGAGUCACCAUGUUCUCUAUCAGGGGUGACAUCAUAGGCCUGGAGCGGGGCAAUGGAAAGACCGAGGUGAUGGUGACAGAAGGUGUGACCACCGUGGCCUACACGCUGGACGAGGGCCUUAUUGAGUUUGGAACAGCCAUUGAUGACGGCAACUACAGCCGAGCAACAGCUUUCUUGGAGACCCUAGAGAUGACCCCCGAAACAGAAGCAAUGUGGAAAACCUUGAGUAAACUGGCACUGGAGGCAAGGCAGCUCCACAUCGCCGAGAGGUGCUUUUCUGCUUUGGGCCAUGUGGCAAAAGCUCGAUUCCUGCAUGAGACCAAUGAGAUUGCAGAUCAUGUGUCCUGGGAAUAUGGCGGAGAAGGGACAGACUUCUAUCAGGUCCGAGCACGUCUGGCUAUGCUGGAAAAGAAUUACAAACUGGCUGAAAUGAUUUUCUUGGAACAGAAUGCUGUCGAGGAGGCUAUGAACAUGUACCAAGAACUGCACCGCUGGGACGAAUGUAUCGCUGUGGCUGAGGCCAAGGGACACCCAGCCCUGGACAAGCUGCGCCGGGAUUACUACCAGUGGCUGAUGGAUACACAGCAAGAGGAGCGAGCAGGGGAACUGCAGGAGAGCCAAGGGGAUGGGCUGGCAGCCAUCAGCCUGUACCUCAAAGCGGGGCUCCCUGCCAAGGCAGCUCGGCUGGUGCUGACCCGAGAGGAGCUGCUGGCCAACACGGAGCUGGUGGAGCACAUCACCGCGGCUCUCAUCAAGGGGGAGCUCCACGAAAGGGCAGGUGACCUCUUUGAGAAGAUUAGAAAUCCACAGCGGGCCCUCGAGUGCUAUUGUAAAGGCAACGCAUUCAUGAAAGCUGUAGAGCUGGCUCGAUCAGCCUUCCCCACAGAGGUGGUGAGACUGGAGGAGGCGUGGGGGGACCACUUGGUGCAGCAGAAGCAGCUCGACGCCGCCAUUAAUCACUACAUUGAAGCCAGGUGCUCCAUUAAAGCGAUUGAGGCCGCCCUGGGUGCCCGCCAGUGGAAGAAGGCAAUUUAUAUAUUAGACCUACAGGAUCGGAACGUUGCAUCCAGAUACUAUCCUCGAGUGGCCCAGCACUAUGCGUCUCUGCAGGAGUACGAGAUUGCUGAGGAGCUCUACAUUAAGGGAGACCGGACCAAAGAUGCUAUAGACAUGUACACGCAGGCUGGCCACUGGGAGAAAGCCCACAAGCUGGCAAUGAAAUGCAUGCGACCGGAAGAUGUGUCGGUACUGUACAUCACUCAGGCCCAGGAAAUGGAGAAGCAGGGCAAGUACCGCGAGGCUGAGAGGCUGUAUGUGACAGUGGAGGAACCUGAUCUUGCCAUCACUAUGUUCAAAAAGCACAAGUUGUAUGAUGACAUGAUCCGUCUGGUAGGAAAGCACCACCCAGAUCUGCUUAGUGACACACAUCUCCAUCUGGGCAAGGAGCUGGAGGCUGAAGGCCGGCUGCAGGAGGCAGAGUAUCACUAUCUUGAGGCCCAGGAGUGGAAGGCGACAGUAAAUAUGUACCGGUCCAGUGGGCUUUGGGAAGAGGCCUACCGGGUGGCCAAGACUCAUGGAGGAGCUAAUGCCCAUAAGCACGUGGCCUAUCUGUGGGCGAAGAGCCUGGGAGGAGAGGCUGCCGUGAGAUUGCUGAACAAGCUGGGACUCCUAGAAGCUGCUGUUGACCAUGCCGCUGAAAACUGUUCCUUUGAAUUUGCUUUUGAGCUCUCACGCCUGGCCCUCAAGCACAAAACCCCUGAGAUUCAUCUCAGAUACGCUAUGUACCUGGAGGACGAGGGUAAAUUUGAAGAGGCUGAAGCUGAGUUUAUCAGAGCUGGCAAACCCAAAGAGGCCGUCCUCAUGUUUGUCCACAACCAGGAUUGGGAGGCGGCUCAGCGUGUGGCCGAGGCCCAUGACCCCGACAGUGUCACUGAGGUGCUUAUAGGACAGGCCCGCGGAGCUUUGGAAGAGAAGGACUUUCAGAAAGCAGAAGGUCUGCUGCUUCGAGCCCAGAGACCAGGAAUGGCCCUCAAUUUCUAUAAGGAGGCUGGACUAUGGAGUGAUGCUCUGCGGAUCUGCAAGGACUACGUGCCUGGCCAGCUGGAAGCCCUGCAGGAAGAAUAUGAGCGGGAAGCCACCAAGAAGGGAGGCAGAGGCGUGGAGGGACUCGUGGAACAAGCCCGGCAGUGGGAGCAGGCAGGGGAGUACGGCCGCGCAGUCGACUGCUACCUCAAAGUGCGGGACUGUGGGAGCAGCACCCUGGUGGAGAAGUGCUGGAUGAAGGCAGCAGAGCUCUCCAUCAAGUUUCUGCCUCCCCAGCGCAGUCUGGAAGUAGUUCGGGCUGUCGGACCCCAGCUCAUUGGAAUUGGAAAGCACAGUGCGGCUGCAGAGCUCUACCUGAACAUGGACCUUGUCAAGGAGGCGAUCGACGCUUUCAUUGAGGGUGAAGAGUGGAACAAGGCCAAGCGUGUAGCUAAGGAGUUGGACCCGCGGUACGAAGACUACGUAGACCAGCAUUAUAAGGAUUUCCUCAAGAACCAGGGCAAAGUGGACUCGCUGGUGGGUGUGGAUGUGGUAGCUGCUUUGGACCUGUAUGUGGAGCAGGGCCAGUGGGACAAGUGCAUCGAAACAGCCACUAAGCAGAACUACAAGAUUCUGCACAAGUACGUGGCUCUGUAUGCCACUCACCUGAUCCGAGAGGGCGGCUAUGCCCAGGCAUUGGCCCUCUAUGUGCAACACGGAGCCCCUGCUAACCCACAGAAUUUCAAUAUUUAUAAGCGGAUCUUCACUGACCUGGUCAGCUCUCCUGGGACCAACAGUGCCGAGGCCUAUCACAGCUGGGCGGAUCUUCGGGACGUGCUCUUCAAUCUGUGUGAAAACCUAGUGAGGUCCAGUGAGGCCAACUCUCCUGCCCAUGAGGAGUUCGAGAAGAUGCUGCUGAUUGCUCAUUACUACGCCACUCGAUCUGCGGCCCAGAGCGUCAAACAGCUGGAAACCGUGGCUGCCAGGCUUUCUGUUUCGCUCUUGCGGCACACCCAGCUGCUGCCCGCAGACAAGGUCUUUUAUGAAGCAGGCACUGCUGCCAAGGCUGUCGGCUGGGAGAACAUGGCCUUCAUCUUCCUCAACCGCUUUUUGGAUCUGACUGAUGCCAUUGAAGAGGGUACACUGGAUGCCCUGGACCACUCGGAUUUUCAGGACACAGACAUUCCCUUCGAGGUGUCGCUCCCAGCCAAGCAGCAUGUGCCAGAGGCCCAGAGAGAAGAGGUUCGAGACUGGGUGCUAACCGUCUCCAUGGACCAGCGGCUGGAGCAGGUCCUGCCGCAGGAUGAGCGCGGCACCUAUGAGGCUUCCCUGGUGGCAGCCAGCACUGGAGUUCGGGCGCUGCCCUGCCUCAUUACAGGUUACCCCAUUCUGAGGAACAAAAUUGAAUUUAAGCGACCAGGAAAGGCUGCUGACAAGGACAACUGGAAUAAGUUCCUUAUGGCCAUCAAGACCUCCCACAGCCCCGUGUGCCAGGACGUGCUGAAGUUCAUCAGUCAGUGGUGCGGGGGUCUCCCCAGCACCAGCUUUUCCUUCCAGUGACUGGGAGAGUGGAGGAAGAGCUGAGGCCUCUCCUUCAGUGAAGUUAUGUUAACUAACGGAAACCUCUGUGUUCCCUGAUCACAGCCAACUGCAACACCAGCACGGUACCCUUUCCCCCCCUAAGAACUGUGACUGAGUAAAAGAAAAGAAAUUCUUUAUUACAA